UGAACAUAACCUAAGAAAAUCACACCUAAUAAAAAAGAGUGUAAAUUUUUGUAAUUUUUAAUUGUAAUUAAUAUGGAAUCAAAUAAACGAAGUUAUAGUGAAAUUGAUCCGGAUUAUAUAUUUCCAGAUAAUGCAAAAAUUGGUCGAUUUUCGGAUUGUCAGACAAAUUCAGAAAAAUUAUCCGAAAUUGUAAAACAAGAAUUUAACACCGAAAUUUUACACAAAGAACGUGAACUAGAAGAAAUCGAAGAUCGUUUAAAAGUGGCGAUGAAAACACUUCAAUUAUUACGAUCAGUUUGUGUCUCAACUUAUUACAAUCGUAACGAAUUAAUUUUUAAUUCAUACACGGACACCGAUUCAAAGUUAAAUGAUCCAAAUGUGGAUACAAUAUUUGGACCACAAUCAAAACCACAUCCAGCAGUUCGAAAAAUUAUCGGCAAGGCACCAUUACAAAUUGUCUCAUCACGAACACGAAAAAAGACAUCAACACAAAUUAACUUGAAAAAAGAGUUGAAUUUAAAUGAAACUGUAAAAAUUGAAAAGGAAGACAGUGAAAAAUGUAUAGAAAAUACGAAUGAAACGAUUUCUCACGAAAAGUUGGACAGUUUAGAUGGGAUCGGUCGUAAUGAACGAUUUAAAACGAAGUAUCGGAUAAUUGUUGGGAAUAUUUCAAAAUGGUUGAAUCAGUCAAGCAUGAGUCAAGAUAAAUCGACACAUAAAUGGAUGGUUUAUGUACGAGGGCCGAGGGAAAAUCCGGAUGUUUCGUCGAUUAUUAAAAAAGUUCGAUUUUUUUUACAUCCCUCGUACAGACCUAAUGAUAUUAUUGAAAUUAAGAGUUCACCAUUUCAUUUAUCUCGACGUGGUUGGGGUGAAUUUCCUUUACGAGCUCAAAUUCAUUUUUCGAAUGAAGUUAACAAACCAAUCGAUGUUAUACAUAAUUUAAAAUUGGAUACGAGUCAUACUGGUUUGGAAACUUUAGGUGCCGAAACAUUAAUUGAUGUUUGGCUAUACACAGAACCAUUCGAAAAAAUGAAACAAUAUACUCGAAAAAGCAUCGAUCAACAAGUAGUCGAAGUAGAAUACGUUAAUUUAAACGACGACGAAGAAUUCUCAAAAGAUAUUCACACCGAAUCAACAACAAUCCUUGAAUCGAACUCGGAAAAUGUAAAUUGUAAUGCAACUUAUAAUGUAAAUAUAACCGAAGAUAAUGUAAAUUGUGAUAAUCGUUCCAAUUUCAGUUCCGUUUCAGAUAUCCCACAAACCGUUUCCAUGAAUCCAAUACAUCCCGCUCCUCCAAUAAAUCCAAUCCAACAUACUACCAUUCCAAACGAAAAUAAUCCCGCGGAUCGGAAAAUUUACGUUAAAGAUGGUAAAAUAUGUGUGUUAAAAAAUAAAUCGCGUCCGAAAAAUUUAAAAACUAAAAUAUCGUUAUUAAAAUCGUGUGUGAUGUUAAAACAACAACCGGAAAACGAGAAUAAUUUGUUAAAAAUUGUGACAGUGCGUACAAUCGAUGAAAUUCAUAAUUAUUGUAAAAAACAAAGUGAUCAAGAUCGAGAUGUUGAUGAAUUUCGGACUAAAGAUUAUUUUACAAAAUUUUUAAUUAAUUUUACGAAUCGUAAUUUUUAUCAUGUUAAUAUCGCUUUAUUAUAUUUAUUACGGCAUUUACCGUUAAUUACGGAUAAUGCUAAUGAUUUUUUAUAUUUACAAACAUUUCCAUAUGUGGCAAAAACCGUUAAUGAAUUUUUAUCAUGGAAUAAAGCGAAACAAUUUUGUGCUGAGUGGUAUCGAGCGAAAUAUAUAAAAAAUUUAUUGGCAGAAUAUAAAAUAAAUGGCUACGAAAAAUGGUCUACGAAGUCAAUAGUUCAGUACUCACGUUUAGCUGGAUUUAGUAUAAAUGAUAAUGAAACGAAUGUCGAAGAAACAACCGCAAGUAAAAGUAUACCAAGUUUACGAAAUAACGAUGAAUAUACAUUGAAAACAUUUGCGGAGAGUAUUGAGUUACAAAAUUGGUUACGCAGUACGGAUAAAUGUUCGGAUAAAGAACUUGUAUCCGAAGAUAUCGAAAUUGAUGUUGUUAAUGUAGAAUCGCCGAAAAAAGAAAAUAAAGUCCAAGAAAAACAAAUAAAUCCGCUGAAAAUUCAUCAAUUUGCUGAGGAUGAUCUACCGGAAUAUCUUCAAAAUAAUUAUGUAAAGGACAUCACAUCCGAUUUAGGUAUUAAAUUUGGUUUGGAUGAAAUCAUUCCAAAUUCAUGGGCAUCUUUAUCUGAACUAUGCGUACUAGUUGCGACAAAAUGUUUCGCCGAGGAUUUGAUACGUCGAUCAUUAGUUUGUAGUUCAUCAAAAUUAUGUGAUAAAAAACGAGAAAUUCAGUUAACAGACGUUAAAUCAGCAUUACAAAGUCGUGUUGAAUUCGAUUUAUUUACAAAUUAUGGUUUAGGCAAACAAUUGUUUUAA
Chrysoperla carnea is the source of this 2454-nucleotide messenger RNA. It is a transcript of the gene D12, whose product is annotated as YEATS domain-containing protein 2. Gene Ontology annotation, cellular component: NuA4 histone acetyltransferase complex. The transcript is spliced from 7 exons. Gene Ontology annotation, biological process: regulation of transcription by RNA polymerase II; chromatin remodeling. Bases 73 to 2454 code for a protein of 793 amino acids. Gene Ontology annotation, molecular function: histone binding. The record is from RefSeq and is a predicted model, not a curated record. Lineage: Eukaryota; Metazoa; Arthropoda; Insecta; Neuroptera; Chrysopidae.